AUGCUGAAUUCACGAGUACUCUUGUUAUUCAAUAGAAGGCUACUAGCUAGUGUGAAAGCGACGACUAAGGAGAAGGAGUACAAGUAUCCUGUUACUGGUAUGACUAUGGGACCAUGUGCAAUAUUUGUAAAAGAACACUUCGCAAAACAUCGCCCAAAGGAUUUAGUGGAGGGAAAGAAUACGAUGAAAGAAGCUGGUGCGGCAUGGAGGUCCCUCGACGAAGCUUCGAGAAAAAAAUAUGAGGAACUUUCUAAGCGCUACCGAGAACAGAAAAUCAAGGAGUUCGAAGCUCUUUCAGAUGAAGAGAAAAAGGAGUUGAUUGCUUCAUCACUGCAGGCAAAGGAGGACAAACUUAAAAAGAAGAGUCGCAAGGAGAGGAAGGAGAACUGGGAGAAGACAGGACACCCUGAAAAGCCUCCAACAGCCUAUAAUCUCUAUGUGCAGGAGAGAUAUAACAAGCUUAAAGCACAAGGUGAACCGAUUGUGCCCGUCGUUAAAGUCAUGCCACGAGUUAGUGCCGAAUGGAAGGGAAUGAGUGAGACUGCAAGAGAGCCAUAUGUCAAGAAAGCUGCAAAGUUACUCGAGGAGUACAAAGUGAAACUAGAAGAAUGGAAGUCGAAGGUGGAACCAUCUGCGACGCCUCCACUCGGGACUGAAAAAGCCAAGCAGCCCUCUUCACCCGUGACUGAAAAGGCCAAGCACCCUCCUCAACACGUGACUGAAAAAGCUAAGGAACCCUCUAAGCCAACCAAAUAG
Molecule: messenger RNA, 756 nt
Organism: Haemonchus placei
Lineage: Eukaryota; Metazoa; Nematoda; Chromadorea; Rhabditida; Trichostrongylidae
Source: the annotation of a GenBank genome assembly